CGAGGGGGGCGGAGGGCCGGAGCCCAGCCCAGGGGCGUGGCGGCCCGGGACCCGCGCGCUGCUUUCUGGGACUUGUAGUCCUCCAAUAGGCUCUUUGUAGCUCCGCGCACUGGGCAUCGAACUCCAUCUCCCGGGAGGCAUUGCAGUUAGCCGGCCCGCUCCCGCCCCGCCUCCACCAGCGCUCCGGCCGGCUGGCCUUAAAGGGGACGCAGCUUGAGUGGUGGUUCGCGGGGUGGCCCCCGCUCGGCUCCGCCCCUUUUCCCGCACCUCGCCCCUCCCCCCACUUCGCCCCGCAGCCCCGUGGCUACGCCGCUGAGUCGAGCUCCCCAGUUACAGACUUGUGCAGGGCCGGGUGGAGAGGUUGGGCUUUGCAGUGGAAGCAGCAUCCCUGCCGUCUGGGACUUGGCGGAGGGCGUCCCCACUCCGGGGGAAGCCAAGGACCCGCCCUGACCUCGCCUGGCCCAGCCUGGCUCCUUCCCGGCCAGAGCUCCCCUCCUUAGGAGCUGACUCCUGAGGCCGGGGCCACCAGGCUUCCGAAGCCUGGCCACCAUGGACAAGAUCCUGGAGGCCGUGGUGACAUCAUCAUACCCGGCGAGCGUGAAGCAAGGGCUCGUGCGGCGCGUGCUGGAGGCGGCGCGGCAGCCGCUGGAGCGCGAGCAGUGCCUGGCGCUGCUGGCGCUGGGUACGCGCCUCUACGUGAGCGGCGCCGACGAGCUGCCCCGCCGCGUGGGCUGCCAGCUGCUGCACGUGGCCGGCCGCCACCACCCGGAGGUCUUCGCCGAGUUUUUCAGCGCGCGCCGCGUGCUGCGCCUCCUCCAGGGAGGCACCGGGCCGCCGAGCGCCCGCGCGCUAGCCUGCGUACAGCUCUGCCUGCAACUGCUGCCCGAGGGGCCCGGGGCCGACGAGGUGUUCGCGCUGCUGCGGCGCGAGGUGCUGCGCACUGUGUGCGAGCGCCCGGGCCCCGCGGUCUGCGCGCAGGUGGCGCGGCUGCUGGCGCGGCAUCCGCGCUGCGUCCCCGACGGCCCUCACCGCCUGCUCUUCUGCCAGCAGCUUGUGCGCUGCCUCGGGCGCUUUCGCUGUCCGGCCGAGGGCGAGGAGGGCGCCGUGGAAUUCCUGGAGCAGGCCCAGCAGGUGAGCGGGCUCCUGGCGCAGCUGUGGCGCGCGCAGCCCGCCGCCAUCCUGCCCUGCCUCAAGGAGCUCUUCGCCGUCAUCUCCUGCACAGAGGAGGAGCCACCGUCUAGCGCCCUCGCCAGUGUGGUCCAGCACCUCCCAUUGGAGCUCAUGGAUGGUGUUGUCCGGAACCUCAGCAAUGAUGACAGUGUGACGGACUCCCAGAUGCUGACUGCCAUCAGCAGGAUGAUCGACUGGGUGUCCUGGCCCCUGGGGAAGAAUAUUGACAAGUGGAUCAUUGCACUGCUGAAGGGUCUGGCCGCUGUUAAGAAGUUCAGCAUCUUGAUCGAGGUUUCACUCGCCAAAAUUGAGAAGGUUUUCUCCAAGCUUUUAUAUCCCAUUGUCCGAGGUGCCGCCUUGUCCGUCCUCAAGUACAUGCUCCUGACCUUCCAGCACUCCCAUGAGGCCUUCCAUCUGCUCCUCCCUCACAUCCCCCCAAUGGUGGCGUCUCUGGUUAAGGAGGACUCCAACUCGGGGACCAGCUGCCUGGAGCAGUUGGCAGAGCUGGUCCACUGCAUGGUGUUCCGGUUUCCCGGCUUCCCGGAUCUGUAUGAACCCGUCAUGGAGGCCAUCAAGGACCUCCAUGUUCCCAAUGAGGACCGAAUCAAGCAGCUGCUGGGGCAGGAUGCCUGGACCUCGCAGAAGAGUGAGCUGGCUGGCUUUUACCCCCGGCUCAUGGCCAAGUCAGACACGGGCAAGAUCGGUUUAAUCAACCUGGGCAACACGUGCUAUGUGAACAGCAUUCUUCAGGCCUUGUUUAUGGCUUCCGAUUUCAGACACUGUGUGCUCCGUUUGACCGAAAACAACUCGCAGCCCUUGAUGACGAAGCUGCAGUGGCUCUUCGCCUUCCUGGAGCACAGCCAGCGGCCUGCCAUUUCUCCAGAGAACUUCCUGUCUGCAUCCUGGACACCCUGGUUCAGCCCUGGCACCCAGCAGGACUGCUCGGAGUACCUGAAGUACCUGCUGGAUCGGCUGCACGAAGAGGAGAAGACCGGGACGAGGAUCUGCCAGAAGCUCAAGCAGUCGAGCUCGCCCUCCCCGCCCGAGGAGCCCCCCGGCCCGAGCGCCACCUCCGUGGAGAAGAUGUUCGGGGGCAAGAUCGUGACGCGGAUAUGCUGCCUCCGCUGCCUCAACGUCUCCUCCAGGGAGGAGGCCUUCACGGACCUCUCGCUCGCCUUCCCGCCGCCCGAGCGCUGCCGCCGCCAUCACCACCAUCACCACCACCACCGCCGCCGCCGCCUGGGCUCGGCGGGGCUCCCCGCGGAGGACGCCGGCGCCCAGGAGCCAAGCCGGGCCGGGCCUCGGAGGCAGAGGAAGCACUGCAUCACGGGGGGCGUCCCGCCCACCAUCCUGGACAUGGAAGGCCUGGGCCCCCACGGCCUCGGGGGGCAGAGCGGUCAGGAGGAGAAGGUGGAGAGGGGGGAGAGCACAGAGGAGGAGGAGGAGGCGGGAGAGGAAGAGAAGGAGGAGGAGAAGGAGGAGGAGGAGAAGGUGAAGGAGGAGGAGAAGGAGAGGGCGGCCCAGGACGAGGAGGAGAAGGAGGAGAAGGUGAAGAAGAAAGUGGAGGAGCAGGAGGAGGAGAAAGAGAAGGAGGAGGAGAAGGAGGCCCGGGACGAGAAGGAGGAGUCGGCUGAAGGGGCGGCGGCGGCAGCCGUCCCGGGCCCAGGGCCCCCCCGGAGUGCGGCGGCCGCCUCCGGGGACAGCUCCCGCUCCGUCCUGGACCUGGUCAACUACUUCCUGUCGCCCGAGAGGCUGACGUCGGAGAACCGCUACCACUGCGAGUCGUGCGCGUCCCUGCAGGACGCCGAGAAGGUGGUGGAGCUGAGCCAGGGCCCGCGCUACCUCAUCCUGACGCUGCUGCGCUUCUCCUUCGACCUGCGCACCAUGCGGCGCCGCAAGAUCCUGGACGACGUGUCGGUGCCGCUGCUGCUGCGCCUGCCGCUGGCCGGGGGCCGGGGCCAGGCCUACGACCUGUGCAGCGUCGUGGUGCACUCGGGGCUGUCCUCCGAGAGCGGCCACUACUACUGCUACGCCCGCGAGGGCGCCGCCCGUCCCGCCCCGGCCCCGGGGACCGAGCGGCCGGAGCCCGACAACCAGUGGUACCUGUUCAACGACACCCGCGUAUCCUUCUCCUCCUUCGAGUCCGUCAGCAACGUCACCUCCUUCUUCCCCAAGGACACAGCCUACGUGCUCUUCUACCGGCAGCGACCCGAGGAGGGGUCCGAGGCCGAGCCCGGCUCCCCCCGCACCCGGGCAGAACCCACCCUCCACAAGGACUUGAUGGAAGCCAUUUCCAAAGACAACAUCCUUUUCUUGCAGGAGCAGGAGAAGGAGGCGCGGAGCAGGGCGGCCUACAUCUCUGCGCUCCCAGCGUCCCCGCACUGGCGGAGGGGCUUUGACGAAGACAAAGACGAGGACAAAGGUCCCCCAGGGGGCUGCAGCCCUGCAGGUGGCAGUGGUGGUGACUUCCACAGAUUGGUCUUCUAAUGGGACCCUUGACCCCCGGCCUGCCAGUGCUUGUGGGGGUGCCACAGCCGAUCUGGGGGGGGGGGCCCAGGUCCCAGGCAGAGGCGCUCGGCCACAUGGGGCCUGGGGGAGGCCGUGGAGGCAGCCCCUUCCAAGGGCGAAAGCGAUGGAGCAGGGGCUGCCAGCCUCAGCCUGGAGGGCACACUGAGACACGGAGGUGAGACCUGAGCCCCUUAAACUGGCCCUCGGGCCCCGACACUGGGAUCAGCCCCCUUAAGACUUGCACCCGAGAGUUGUGGUCAGCUCGGAGAUGCCGAGAUGGACACAUUCUGGGCCUCAGCCCCUGUCCCGUGCUUGCCAUCAAGUAGCAGUUCCCUUCCCUCCCUAGCUCCUUUCAGACAAUCCUGGGUCUCUCUAGUAUGGACCCGAGGAGGGUCCAAGCCCCAGCACAAACAAGGGGGCUGCGUGGCACCCCUCCGGCUGCCUUCUUGCUUCUCCGAGGGGACUGAGGCGGUGUACGUGGGUGCCGAUGCUGCCCUCCUGUGAGGGGCGUAGGUGGGAAGCAGCCUGGCGCGGGAGCAGAGAUGGGCCCCCCGACACCGAGCUGCAACGCAGGAUGAAGGACAGCCCCUUAGCCCCCUCUCCCGCCUCAGUGCCUGAGAUCCCCCCCUUCCGGGUACGAGAGAGAGUCCUUAUUUUACUGCAAGUAUGUGUGUCUCAUGACAUCUGUCCUGAGGGACGCUGGCUGGCUCAGGGCCUCAGCUGUUGAGCAUUGUCCCCGGGGCCGGUGGGGGCGGUCUGGUGAGGAGCAAAUACUGACCUCGUUGUGCCUGACGCUGCUGUACCCUUUCUAAAUGGAGAGGAGAGAACCAGGGUCUCAAACAGGAAUAAAAAGAGGUUCUCUGAAGCCUUU
Cervus elaphus (red deer) is the source of this 4549-nucleotide messenger RNA. RefSeq names its product ubiquitin specific peptidase 35 (gene USP35). The record is from RefSeq and is a predicted model, not a curated record. NCBI's taxonomy places the organism in Eukaryota, Metazoa, Chordata, Mammalia, Artiodactyla, Cervidae. Gene Ontology annotation, biological process: protein deubiquitination. Gene Ontology annotation, molecular function: cysteine-type deubiquitinase activity; cysteine-type endopeptidase activity. The transcript is spliced from 12 exons. Bases 550 to 3657 code for a protein of 1035 amino acids. Gene Ontology annotation, cellular component: nucleus; cytosol.